Molecule: messenger RNA, 1513 nt
Organism: Octopus sinensis (East Asian common octopus)
Lineage: Eukaryota; Metazoa; Mollusca; Cephalopoda; Octopoda; Octopodidae
Product: cylicin-1
Exons: 4
Coding region: 121-516 (131 amino acids)
Source: RefSeq, a predicted model, not a curated record
UGUGCCAAAUCUAGUCGAUCGUCUGCUUUCAGUGAGAUCAGUAGCUUCUCUCACAUCUCGCCGGCAUUUUGCUUUCCGUUCUUAUUUUUACUUAGGGAAAUCACACUCAAUACAACAAAUAUGCCAGACACAAAGACCAAUGACCAGGAGACUGAAGUUGAGACUCCAGUUGUCAAGAAAGUAGAUGAUAAAAAGCCUGAAGUGGAGAGCGAAAAGAAUGCUGAAGAUGGCAAGACUGGAGAUAAAAAAGACGGUAAAGAUGAUUCCGACAAAGUAAACAGUUCUGAACAGCCGGAUGACUCUGAGUCGAAUGACAAAUCUGAAUCUGGAGCUGAGGAUUGUAAUGAUAACAAAGAAGAGACAAACAACAAAGAAAACGACGAGAAAGAGAACGAAGACGAUGUGAUCAGCCCGCGCAAAAGAGCCCCAGAUGACUUCAUAAGGGACGAUGUCAGCCCAUCUAAGAAAUCAAAAACAGAAACUGAAGAGAAGGAAGCUGUAGCACCAGAGUCAUGAUUCUGGCAAAAUCUCUUAUGAACAGAGUGUACUGUUUAGCACAUUUCUGGCUAAUUUAGUUGGCAUUUCAUUAAGAUGUAUAAAUGAUCAUAUCAUUUGCUAUCAUCUUUUUUGAGUUCUCAAUAAAUUAUAAGUUGUUAAUUGUUUUUUUUUUUCUUCCUUCCAUCCUUGUCCUUAACGUCUUGACAAGAUGUUUUCAAUACUUAAGUAUAGUAGCUAGUUGUGAAACCAAUAACAUUUACUAUAUUUUUCCAUGUAGACUGCAUUAUUAGUUGGCUUCUUUUACCCUAUUCCUCCUUCUCCAACCAUGCCUGCCAGCCAACGAGACGGCAAAUGGAAAAAUGGGAGGGGGGACUUGCCUGCCAGUGCUUUCUUAACUUUUAAAAAUUUCCUCAUAACUUUCAUCACAGAUAACAUAGCUUUUUGCUACCUUUUCAUUGUUUACAGAAUACAAUAUCAUCACUUGUUUUUCUUUUGUUUUUGUCAUCCACCCUAUAAGUAAAUAAAUACCUUGUAGGUUUUGCUAGGGAUAGGGUAGUAUCCCUUUGACUAAUUUCAAUCGCACAACACGUUGUGCUACCUAAAGUUGGUGACCCAUUGCCAAUUCACUUGACCCCUUUUACAUCUGUAUUUUACAGGUGUUACUUUAAAGUUUCUCUUAACCCUUUACAGUGGUUUGAGGGUCAUAUAUUUUUUAAUUGCAAGUGUUUAGACGAGAUGUUUUUCUUUAUUGGUUACUUUAAAGAAACAUAAAAAAACUUUUUUUUAGCAUAGUAUUGAAAACGUCAUGAGUGAUGGGAAUCCUGAUUUCUAUGUUUUGUCCCCCCCUUCCCAGCCUUCUGUAUGAGGAGAGCCCCUUGUUGGUCUUGCCACUGAGGACUGUAUACAAAGUUUUAAAUAGAUUGAAUGGCUUGUGUAUGUGGCAAGGAACUUACAAAAAAUAAAUCCUCCUUCAUACUUCCUGAUGGUGAAUAAAUGGUUUCAUGUGUACCACAAA